This is a messenger RNA of Lycium barbarum (goji berry), 750 nucleotides long. Its product is annotated as B3 domain-containing protein At2g35310-like. The transcript has 5 exons. The coding region runs from base 1 to 750 and encodes 249 amino acids. Gene Ontology annotation, molecular function: DNA binding. NCBI's taxonomy places the organism in Eukaryota, Viridiplantae, Streptophyta, Magnoliopsida, Solanales, Solanaceae. The record is from RefSeq and is a predicted model, not a curated record.
AUGCUAGUGGAUCCCAACAAGCAUCCAUCAUUUUGCAAGCUUUUAUUUAGACAAGGCUUUACGGAUAAAAUACUACUGCCGCCUGCUUUCAUCAAAGAAUGCAAGAACAUGUUGGCCAAGACUUGCUUACUGAAAUCGAAUAUAGUUGGAAUGUCAUGGGAAGCAAUUAUAGUGAAAAAAAAGUCCAAUUACUUCAUAUGUGAAGGAGAGUGGUCACAAUUUGUGGUGCAUCAGCAACUGGAGCUGGGUGACAUUUUGCUAUUUUUUCUCAUUGAUAAAUCGACGUUCCAAGUCCUGGUUUAUAACCAGAAAAGUUAUAAAAACUUCGGCGGGAGGCAACUAUUUGAGGAACUCAGCAGUUCCUCCGAAGAAAAACACGACUUUGGAAAUACUGGAAAAUCCAAGAGAGUUAAUACAGAACCAGAAGAAUUGUCAGGUACUGUUGCUGAAGAGAAGGAAGCCGACAAUGAAAGUGAAGAAAAUGGUUCAAAGAAGAUCAGAUUCAGUGUGGUGAACUUAAACAACAAAGAUCCAUACUAUGAAAUGGUUAUUAAAAAGUCCCACACAAUUUUUAUGACUAUCCCGAUGAGCUUCGCGAGAGGGACAGGCAUAAUUUACAUGAAGAGAAUGAGACUGGUAAAUGGGAAAGGCAAGGAGUGGCGAGUGGACUAUAGCACGCAAGGGCAGGGAAAUGGUGGUAGUAAUGUUUUACAGGUUCAAAAGAUCUGCAAACCCCAUUACUUGCACUAG